Messenger RNA from Pseudopodoces humilis (Tibetan ground-tit), 1598 nucleotides. RefSeq lists its product as uncharacterized. The record is from RefSeq and is a predicted model, not a curated record. Lineage: Eukaryota; Metazoa; Chordata; Aves; Passeriformes; Paridae.
GCAGCCGGGGCAGAGCGGCCCCGCAGCGGCCGGAGCCGCGCUCUCGGGGGUGGGCAGUGCCAGCCAGGCCAGCUGUGCUCACAAGGGGCAGGGAGAUGGAUCGUGGAGUCACCGUGGAGAACCCCUACGCCAGCGUCAACAUCCCACGGGAGCAGUUCCAGCAGAGCUUCAUCACUCGCUACCUGAGAGAUGAGCCCACCAUCAUCGCCAACCCUGCAGCCGUGCCCUCCUGUGGCAAGGAGGAGCAGACAGACCUUGCUAACGGCUGGAACGGCCCAACCAUCUCCACAGACAAGUCCUGGUCCCGUCCCUACAACCCGUACGCCAGCCUGAGGAUGCCCAAUGGGGACUCAUCUGCCCCCUUCUACACCGUCACCCUGGACAAGGCACCCAAGAGCCAGGAGCGGGGGGCUGGCAGGCGGUGUGGCUGCUGCAGCUGCUGCUCCUGCUGCCCCAAGUGCUGCUGUGUCAUCUCCUAAGGGCCCUCCCUGCACAGCCGGGAUGUGCUGACCAUGGGAUGGGGCCAGGCCAGGCCACAGAGACAUGGCUGCUGCUUUGGGCACCCCGGGAACUGCCCUGGCACCUGGCAGAGCUGGCACUGGCUGGACUGACACUGCUUUAUACCUGGGAACUCUGCAGCCAGAUGUGCUCCUGCCAGGUGGGGCAUGGGGCCCGGGAGCCCUGAGAAUGAUGUGUGCCAGGACAGAUGGCACCAGGAAGUGACUGCACUGGAAAUGGGGGAGCACUGUGAGCCUGCAAUCCUGCACAGAGCCCCUGCCACCACCCCCGUGCUGGGAAACCUCCACCCUGGGAAGGUCUGGCCGGUGUCCACCUGCUCGUGGGUAGGUUUGGAUGCUGGCAGCCCUGUGUGCAUGGAGGACAUCAUUGUCACUGUCUUGGAGAAGUGGAGAGGAGCCAGGGACAAGGCUCCAGCUGGAACAGGGGACCCACCUCCCCAGAAGUGAUUCAUCCCCCUUCCCACAGCAUCAGGGGGAUGCUGCUGGCACCCUGCACCAAACUCUGGAUCCUGCUCCUCACCACACUGCCCAUGGCACAGAGGGACAGAAACAGGAAAGACAGACAGCCAAAGCAUGGCAGAGAUCUGGCUGUGCUCCAGGGCAGCACUGAUGGCACAGCAUGGAUGUGGGCAUUAACAUCCUAGUGCCAGGAAACCCCCAGCCCCAUUCUGUUCCUCCUGCCAGGCUUGUGGGGCGCUGGGCACAACCUCUUGUCCCUUCUGCAUCCCCGGGACAGCUCCAGUGCAGAGGGCUGGCCCAGCUCCAGCAGUGGGGCAGCACUGGGGCAUCUUGCUGGGGAUGCAGAGCCCCAGCAUUCGCCUUUUGCAACUCCCUGGGCUUGGAGGAAGGCGGGAGGAGCCUGCGGGCUCUUCCCAGUGAGCUGGGGCACCGCCAGGCUGGGCUUUCGGCUGGGGCUGCUGCCAUCGACCUGGAACAAGCCUGCUGUUGUGCUGAUGUCCCGCCGUGGUGCUGCCGUCCCUCCCUGGUGCUGGCGUCCCAGGGACAGCUGUUCUGCCAGGCGGCAGCUGCUGCACAACUGCCUGCUCUGCGGGAGCCGGGGCUUGGGAGGAGCGCCUGUGU